AGUUUUCCCCAGUCUAACUAAAGAGAAAUAUUCUACAUCGGAAUAAAAGUCAACUACAGUUUACAAAGCUACACUGAAUGAUCUGCUUCAUCAAGACAUUGACCCAUCAACUGAUUACCAUAGCAACCUGUAGAUAUUUGGAAGGGUCUACUUUCUUCUCUUUCUUGUAUUAAAGCCAACGCUCAAGAUAACACUCAUUGUAUGGUGAAACUUAUUGCUUACUAUUGCACUUUAAUCAAACAAAAAUGAAAGUGUCUGCUCCAAAACAACAUUGCUUCAGUGCAGAAAAACACAGAGCUUCUAGACCUUUGGAUUACAUUUAUGAUCCUCUAUUCACAUUUUCCGGACCUAAAGAUUAUUACAGAGCUGCACAUGAAUCGCUACAGUCUUCAUCUGAAUUUAGUGUUCAGCCCAUAUUUGACUCCAUGUUCAGUGACAUGGUCAGGUUUCCUAGAGCCACCCUAGUACUUCGCCCAUCACACAAACUUCCCCUCAAUGUGGACACCUCGUAUAGAGGCAAGGUCAAAGCCAUUUCUCAGGAGAGAACAAUCACAGCUGAAGUUACAGGGACUGACCGUUACAAGUACUUCCGAAGGCCAGUGACAGAAGCCAAAGAUGGAGCUCCGAGUGAAGUAACUUCAAGGUUCCCCCUCCUGGGGUUUGAUAAUAUUGCAUCACUUGGGCUUUUAGCUCCUCCAACUACAGCGCAGAAACCACCCACCAGAUGUGCCGCUACGCAGAUACGAGCGACACAGACUGAUUAUCGUGAGAGUGAAGCACAGACUGUCCCAUGGACUCCCCCAUACACCACCCGCGGGGCCUCUACACCUGAAGUACUUUACCUGGACCAGCUAUCCUGGGGCAAGGGGUUACCACCAGGUAGACAUGAAGUAGAGAUCGUAGACAGACUGAGACGCAAGAGAGCCUGGGAGUCUCGACUGCCUCCACUAGACUGUCCUGACAACAUCAACAUCCGGUUCAAACUGAUCGCUGAGAUGGAGAAAAGUGAUUGGCAGUUUAGAGAGAAGGAGAUCGAAGCUGUUCACGAGGAGAGGAUGAAGAAGUCGGAGCAGUUGUUGGAGGAACACAACUUGAUGAACAGAUCUCGCCUCAGCUGUCGUCUGGAGUAUCUGGAGGAAGACAUCAACAGAAGGAAGGAACAUAAGCUGCAACUCAUCAGACAUGAGAAGGAGAGAGCUCUGAGAAAAUUGUGUAUGAAGGAAAAAGGUUACGACCCAAGGAAGAACAAGAUGAGUGUGUUGGACGAACAUUUCCGGCUUACUUCUGAACUGAACCCUUCAAAGAGAUAUGGAGUCAACCUCAGAGACAGACACAAGGAGAUUAACAUUGAUGGAGAUGUCUGUGACUUGGCGUACACCCCGACCAGCAGACCUGUGUUUGACUUUCAUAAAGCUUCUCAACCGAAGAAACAAACAGAGCUUUGUGUCCGGGAAACACGGUGGACAAUGGACAACUUGGUCAAACUACAUCAGGACUUGCAGAAACUACGAGCCAGGUCAUCCAAAGCGGAGACAUUCUUUGCUCAAGUUGAACAUCGACCUAAGUCUUCCGCUCGUCCAGAAACUCAGCAUCUGCCGAGCUCUCAACCACCGAUGACAGACGAGUCAUUGUACCAGGCGGCCAUCUUGAUACAAAGAGUUGUCCACAGUCGAUCUAUGCAGGCGCUGAUGCAGCACAAACGACAUUUCUGGAAGGAGUUGAUGCAGGAAAUAAAGACUCCUGGAGCUUGUGAACCUGAAAGGACAGAAUCUGCAGACAAACAUAUCCUUCAGACUAGACUGGCUGGUGUUUUGGAUAACCUUAUUGGUCUGAACGUGGGAACCAGUAUUGGACAGACUUUGUACCUCUUGGCCACUGAAUUGUUAAGGUUCAAGAAUGAAGGUGUCGCACACUCACAGGCGCUACAGGCCGAGGCUGCCAGGUGGCGUAGAGAGCUGCCUGAGGAAGGUAGACGGCAACGAGAGAUGAGGCGGCGUGAGGAACACAACCUCAUGUUCACCCAGUUGUUGGAAGUCUACCAAGAGUCAAUCAACGAUUUCCUGACAGGAUUGGUGACACAGGCUCGAGAGGACGAGGCUAAGUUACAAGCUUACGAGCAUGGCAAAGAAGUGGCUCGUCUUGCUGAACUGGACAGACUGAGACUACUAGAGCCAGUGCCAGAGACGCCGGUGUCAGCUGACUUGUUGUUCCAGCUAAUUGCUCCUGAAGGUCUACGAGAUCUGACUCACACUUGUCUGUUGAUCCUCAAACAAAAGUAUCAAGAGGCUCGGGACACGUUGGUGAGUCUAGGACAGGCCGAUCCUCUACCCGAGGACAACUCUCGGACACCUUUACAAGAGUCUCGGGAGUCAGUGAUGGAGCAAAGGGACAAGUCAGGCAUUGAGGGAGUACUGAGUGAAAUAGUGGUGGAUCAACUGAAAGAGAUGGAAGGGUCAAGAGAAUAUCUUGAGGAGGUACAAGAGUCAACCUCUUCUGGGAUAACUGUCAUGGAACAGACUUCUGAUGGUUUAUCUGAAGUACCUAACUUGGAGUGUCGCAAGUUUGGUCUUCAAGGUGCGUCAGAGUCUGGCAGUGCUGAGGAGAGACUAGUGGCUCGUGUCAUGAGAGACAUGUGCUAUGUAGCCGGGUCACUGUUACAUACAGCUGCUAAGAUACUAAACAGAGCUGUUCAUUUGGCGGGUAUUCCACAAGAGAGUUUUAAUGAGGCAUUGAGAAGAACAACACUUGUAAUCAAUGGAGCACUUCAACAGGUCAUCAGUUUGAUCUUGCCAAAGAAACCUGAGGAAAAGGAACAGCCUGUCUCUGAAGAACUCAUAAGAGAGGCUUCAAAAAUAGUGGAUGCAAUUUUGCAGAAAGCAAAACACCGAAUUUCUGAAAUGAAAGAUGGAGAGGGACAGAAAAUGGCUGCUAACGAUGCAGAAAAUGAAGCCAAAGUUCUUGUUGAAGAUGUAAUAAAUGAAGCCCAGCAAAAAGUACUGCGGAUAGUUGUGGAAGACUUUCUGGCCGAUUUAAUCCAAGAGGCAAAAAUCAAAGUUCAAAUAGUAAAUGAAAGUUAAAAAAUGUUCUAUGUGUGGGGCCUUUUAUUAAAUAUAACCUAAAACUGAAUAAAAUCAAUAUUUAUUUAUUAUACAAUA
Macrosteles quadrilineatus (aster leafhopper) is the source of this 3155-nucleotide messenger RNA. RefSeq names its product cilia- and flagella-associated protein 91-like. The coding region runs from base 246 to 3077 and encodes 943 amino acids. The transcript has 20 exons. NCBI's taxonomy places the organism in Eukaryota, Metazoa, Arthropoda, Insecta, Hemiptera, Cicadellidae. The record is from RefSeq and is a predicted model, not a curated record.